AACUGGUUUAAGAUUGAUUAAUUAUUUUGGAUCUUUCUUUUUUUUCCCGCUUAUUGGGAAAUAUGAGGGUCGUUUUAGACCGGAAAAUCAGCAAUCUGCAAAUCCAUUUUUUUUUAUCAAAGAUGGUGAUAUAGGAAGAGAUUUGAUUAAAAUACAACCUCCUUAUAGCCAUUGCUUUUGUUCUCGUCACAAUGGAUUCACACUUGUGUUAAAAUUGUGUACCCUUUGAUCAAACAAUUCCUGCUUUUCCAUUUGUUGAAUAACCUGUUAAAUCCUUAAAGUUACCGGAAACCUUGGUUUAGUUGAGUUGAAUGUCUAGGGGCAGGGUCAAGAGUUCGUGAUUUCUCUAUGAAUAAAAACUAUUUUUGGUGGUUAAGGUUUGGGGAAGGUUGAAGAAGGGUUUAUCCCCCCCUGUCGGUCAUGUUCAGUGUCCAUUAUGGAAAAAAAUGAACCAGAAUUAGUUCCAGAAUGGUUGAGAAGUACUGGCACUGUAAGUGGGGGUCGCAAUUCAGCCCACCUCUUUGCUUCCUCUUCUUCUCACUCAGAUGCUUCUUCACCGGUGCAUCCCGGGAGAAGUAGAAACUCUAGGAGUAUUAGUGAUUUUGAUUCCCCUCGUUUGGCAUUUUUGGAUCGGGCAUCUUCGUUGAAUUCAGGGAGGUGUUCUAGUAAUGGUUCUUCAAGGUAUGCUUAUAGUAGCUUUUGUAGGAGUCAUAAGGGUCGAGAAAGGGACAAGGAGAGGUUAAGCUUCGGUGAUCGUUGGGACUUCGAUUCUUCUGACCCUUUAGAAAGUAUUUUGACCAGUAGGGUUGAGAAAUUAGGAGGUAUCUCGACCUCUCGGGUGGAAAUAAAUACAUUUUGGCGGUCUAAUUCUAUGAUCUCUAGGAAAAAUGCUGAGCCUUUGCCUCAAAGGACUGCAGUGGACUCAAGAGACAGUGGCAAUAGUAGCAAUAACAAUGACCAUGGUCUGGUUUCUGGGGAUGCUAUUGGGAGUAGCAUCCACAAGGCUGCCUUUCAGAAAGAUUUUCCCUCACUUGGAACUGAAGAGAGGCAGUUGGUGCCUGAGGCAGCUAGAGUUUCAUCUCUUGGUUUGAGCUCAGUUUCUCAGUGUUUAUCUGUUGGCAAUUCAACUUUGAUUGAUGGGGAAGAAUGGACCUCAGCUCUGGCAGAAUCACCUAGUGUGGUUGGAACUAGUAGCUCAGGUUCCUUGUCUGCCCCCCUAACUAUUUCCACCUCAGUUUCUGGGGCUCCAAGUGUCACAUCUGGUCUUAAUAUGGAAGUGGCACUAGUUCAAGCUCCUCCACGAGCAUGUACUGCUCCCCAGUUGUCCAUCAAUACUCAAAGGCGUGAGGAGCUGGCCAUUAAGCAAUCAAGGCUACUAAUACCAGUGACACCUUCAAUGCCUAAGGGUUCGGUUCUCAAUUCAGUGGAUAGAUCAAAAGCCAAACUAGCAUUGAGAACAAGUGAGGUGAAUGUUGCUUUGAAGGGUGGGCAGCAGCAUCCUUCUUUUAUUCAUAAUGGUAAUCAAUCUCAUAGUGGACACGUCAAGUCUGAUAUGCAUAAGGCAUCUGGUAAGCUUUUGGUUCUCAAACCAGGAUGGGAGAAUGGGGUCUCAUCACCUACUCAAAAAGACACUGUCAGCCCAACAACAAUUACAAACAGCAGAGUUAUUAAUAGCCAAUAUGCCAUUGCUCAUGUUUCAUCGGCUGCUUCCAGAAACUCAAACAACUCGAAGCUUUCUACUGUGGAGCGCAAGACAGCUGCCUUGAAUCCAAUAGCUGGGUUCACUGUGGAAAAGAGGCCUUCUUUGGCUCAAACCCAGAGCCGAAAUGAUUUUUUUAAUCUCCUGAAGAAGAAGACCUCGUCAAACUCUUCUGCCGAUCUCUCAGAUUCAGACCCUCGUAUUUCAUCUUCUCCCACUGAGAAAUCUGAAGUUACAAAGGUAGUAGUUGUUGCUUCUGUGACAGCUCAUGCUAAUGAGCAUGGUAUUGCAGCGGCUACCAACGGUGAUGUCUGUCAAGAGCCUCAAAGAUCUUCUAAUGAUGACGAAAAGGAUUUUAUGGUUUAUCCAAAUGAAGAAGAGGCUGCAUUCCUUCGAUCUCUUGGCUGGGAAGAAAAUUCUGCUGAGGAUGAAGGCCUUACAGAGGAGGAGAUCAAUUCUUUUUACCAGGAGUACAUGAAACUGAGGCCGUCAAUGAAACUUUGCCAUGGCACGCUGCCAAAGCUGGCUGAAUCUUUUGCAACCAAGUCGAAUGGAGCUUCUUCUGAAUCAAUCUCAUCUGACUCCAGAUCCGAAGCUUGACUUUUUCUGUCUUUCAUAGUAAAAUCCAAAGAAGUUCCAAAAUUUUAAUGGCAGAUGAUUAGGGUUUUCUGUUGGAAAGAAAGUUGAUAAGUUUGGCAUGGAAGGGGUAGGGUUUUGUUAAUUCUUUCCAAGGUUUGUUUAGUAGGGAUAUUUCGUUCUUUUCUUCCUUUUCCUUUCUUUUCAAGAGGGGUUCGAUUUCACAGGAAAUAGCUUGUUGGU
Hibiscus syriacus is the source of this 2518-nucleotide messenger RNA. Its product is annotated as serine-rich adhesin for platelets-like. Bases 437 to 2299 code for a protein of 620 amino acids. The transcript has 5 exons. The record is from RefSeq and is a predicted model, not a curated record. NCBI's taxonomy places the organism in Eukaryota, Viridiplantae, Streptophyta, Magnoliopsida, Malvales, Malvaceae.